Molecule: messenger RNA, 717 nt
Organism: Columba livia (rock pigeon)
Lineage: Eukaryota; Metazoa; Chordata; Aves; Columbiformes; Columbidae
Exons: 2
Coding region: 50-472 (140 amino acids)
Source: RefSeq, a predicted model, not a curated record
GGAGGGAAAAAAGCCACUGGUGAGCUGAGCGAACAGGCAGACCUCUGGGAUGGGAGGUGCUUUGUUUCCGGAUGGGGUGCGCGGAGAUGGUAUAAAAGCGCUCCCGUCCCGGAGAGCCUCAUUCCCUCCUCAUCCUUGUGCAUCUCAGGCCACCCCACACACGACGAUGUGCUCCCGACAGGACAAGGACCAGUGCCACAGGCAGGAGCGCUACAGUGGCGGCUGCCACAGCUCUGGUGGCGGCUGUCACAGCUCCGGUGGCGGCUGUCACAGCUCUGGCGGUGGUGGCGGCUGCCACAGCUCUGGUGGCGGCUGUCACAGCUCUGGUGGCGGCUGUCACAGCUCCGGUGGUGGCUGCCACAGCUCUGGUGGCGGCUGCCACGGCUCCGGUGGAAGCUAUGGGAAGCCCCAGAUACCAUGCCAGCAGCAGCAGAAGCACAUCCCGCAGGUGCCCUCGCAGAAGAUGAAGUGAUGGGGUGUCGCACACGUCCCAGCUCCGCCAGCAAAGGCCGCACAUGGACCAGCUCCCUCUGGCCUCCCCGAAGCUUUACAAGCCCCAGGGCUGCCCAGCUGCAAACCCUCUCCCCUGCCCUGCAGGACCAUCGCUCCUGGGGACCGGAAUCACUCGUGCUUCCCUGCUCCCUCCGCCUGAUGCAUCAGGCUGCGCUUUGGCCCCAUGAUGUACCUGUGAGACAAUAAAGCAUUAAGUUCCUGAGA